Leucoraja erinaceus (little skate) is the source of this 4131-nucleotide messenger RNA. RefSeq names its product mohawk homeobox a (gene mkxa). Gene Ontology annotation, cellular component: nucleus. Lineage: Eukaryota; Metazoa; Chordata; Chondrichthyes; Rajiformes; Rajidae. Gene Ontology annotation, molecular function: DNA-binding transcription factor activity, RNA polymerase II-specific; RNA polymerase II cis-regulatory region sequence-specific DNA binding. The record is from RefSeq and is a predicted model, not a curated record. Gene Ontology annotation, biological process: regulation of transcription by RNA polymerase II; muscle organ development; cell development. The coding region runs from base 195 to 1349 and encodes 384 amino acids. The transcript is spliced from 7 exons.
CUUCGCGGAGGAGACACGUGUCGGACCAUCUCGCUGUCUGGGAACUAACCAGGGGGGAGGGGGCGCUUGCUUACAAUCCACUGUUUACACAGGGGGGCUUUGCAAACUCUCCCCACAACCUCGGUGGCCUGUGCGCUUUGUGUGUGAUGCUCCUCAACCUCCUCCAGAUGUUCUUAUCUAAUCAUCCGUUCUGAAUGGAAGCUCUGUCUAAGUCAACCCCGCGUUCAGUUCUAACACAAACUGAAGCAGGGUCGGCCUUGCAUUCAUUAUACAGAACAGGCAGUGGCCCCGGAGCGCGCAGAAAGAUGAACACCAUCGUUUUCAAUAAAUUUGCCAACCAGGUUCUUUUCGAAGAAAAGGCAAAUGAGGUGGAGAGGAACAGCAGAACGUACAUCGAAGUGAUGGAGGAACAGCACCGGGAGCUAAUGAUGCCGGACAGCCCGUCUAGCAGAAGUCAACGGGGUCUGCGGCACAGGAGGUCAGGCUCUCGGCAGGGCGGUGGAAAAGUCAGGCACAAACGACAAGCUCUUCAGGAUAUGGCUCGACCCUUGAAACAAUGGCUCUACAAACACCGAGACAACCCCUACCCGACCAAAACGGAAAAGAUUCUGUUGGCCCUUGGAUCCCAGAUGACCCUGGUACAAGUUUCCAACUGGUUUGCAAAUGCUAGGCGUCGCCUGAAGAAUACUGUUAGACAACCAGAUUUGAGCUGGGCCUUACGCAUAAAGUUAUACAACAAGUACGUACAGGGCAACGCAGAACGACUCAGCAUUAGCAGUGAUGACACAUGUUCGGAAGAUGCAGAACAUCCACCCAGGAACACUGCAGUUGGUGAAUUCCACAAACCCCUUCAGGCUGCGAUUAAAAAGGAAAGUCCCAUUCUGAAGGCAGUUGGCAGGGCAGGCACACUAAUCAAUGAAGAUUAUGUGUCCCCACCAAAGUACAAGAGCAGCUUGUUACAUCGAUACUUAAAUGACUCGUUAAGGCAUGUCAUGGCAUCAAACGCCGCUAUGCAAGCUGCCGACAGGAAAAGAAACCAUUCCGGCUCUUUCAGCUCCAAUGAAUAUGAGGAAGAAUUAGCUUCACCAUCAUCAUCUGAAGCAGACGGGAACUUUGUGUAUCGUACUGAAACAGUGGAACACGGACCGAACCGAUUAACCAGUUAUCCAAAGAACAAAGAAACUUCCAAAGAUGAAACCUACUGGAAGGAAAUUAACGCUGCCAUGGCUUUAACAAAUCUGGCACAGGCUAAAGGCAAAAUACAAGGAACAACCAGCUGCAUCAUUCAGAAGUCUUCGCAUAUUUCCGAAAUAAAGACUUUGAAAAUUUCACCGUGUAAACCAUUUUAAAAAAAGGUUUAUGUAACAAGACUUUUCAGAAGCAAAAGCAUUCCAUGUAUGUAUAUUAAACAAGUGCUGCAAUCAAAUGCUGACUCCUGGCUCUUGAGGCCAGUUUAGAAUAAAUCUUUUUUGAUCUAAUCUUAUGUUUAUUAAUAUAUUUAGGAUCUUGCAGCAGUUUUAAAUCUUUGUAAUUGCACACAUUUCUGCUGUUGUUGGCCAGCUUAUUAUUUUUUAAAUCAAGAACUGACUGUAAAUUGUUAAAACGGUACAAUUUCUAUCAAAGUAUUAACUUAUUUUAUAUUACUCAAAUUAAUCUUUGACAUCUCAUGUUGAUGUUGUCGGCAUGAAUAUAAAGUAAUAUAAAUAAUAUAUCAAUAGGCUACAAGUUGCACACUGAAGCAUUUCUAUCGCAGUGAAAUUGUACUUUUGUAUAACAAGAUCAGUUCCAUAUUGUAAAGCUCAAUUUUUGACAAACAAAGCAAAAAAGUCGACAACAGAGGAAUGUACAUUGUGGUCCUGAAAAAAAAAACAUUGGGAUUGUUUCGGCAUGUCACUUUAUUUUGAUUGUACUCUGUUGAUAUUGCUUUGCCUCAGAGAACAUGUUAAAAGCACAUGAGAACUGGCAAGUCAUACAGAUCGAAACUGUGAUCUAGUUAUAAGCAGCUACCUAUUGCACUCAGGAUUCACUUGUGCCAAAUUAUUAGCCAACAUUAAGCUGGAAGAUUCCAUAUUUAAGACAUGCUCAAACAAUCACUUUCCAUGAUGAGCAUAUUCCAAAUUAAAAUAUAAAAUAAUCCAUUGGCCUAAGUUCUAAGAGCAGAAUACUACUCUGCCAUUUAAUCAUGGCUGAUCUAUCUUUCCAUCUCAAUCCCAUUCUUCUGCCUUCCCCAUAAUGGUGGCGCAGCGGUAGAGUUGCUCCCUUACAGCGCCGGAGACCCAGGUUCGAUCCUGACUACAGGUGCUGUCUGUACGGAGUUUGUGCGUUCUCCCCGUGAGCUGCAUGGGUUUUCUCCGAGAUCUUCGGUUUCCUCCCACACUCCAAAGACGUGCAGGUUUAUAGGUUAAUUGGCUUGGUAUAAAAUGUAAAAAAGUAUAGGGUGGUGUUAAUGUGCAGGGAUUGCUCGUCAGCGCAGACCCGUUGGGCCGAAGGUCCUGUUUCUGCGCUAUAUCUCUAAACUAAACUAAAACCCCUCACACCCUUACUAACAACCCCUGAUACCCUUACUAAUCAAAAAUCUGUCAAUUUCUGCCUUAAAAAUAUCAAUUGGCUUCCUCAGCCCUCUGUGGCAAUACAUUUCACAGAUUCACCACCCUCUGACUAAAGAAAUUCCUCCUCAUCUCCUUCCUAAAGGUAUGUCCUUUUAUUGUGAGGCUCGGACUUAUGCCUCAGAUCCUAGGCAUAAAUUAGAUUCAGUGAAGAAAUAGUAUUAUUUUUUUUUAACAACCCAAGCACAAUGGACUUAAAAACAUGAAGAAAUAGAAGGCUGAUUAUUAUAGGAUAACACCUUACAGGCAGUUUAACACACAAUCUACUACAUUAGGGUGGAAUUUUUUCUAAGGUGGAGGUUUGCAUAUUUACAACCAAAUCUCAUGCUGAUCUUAUUAACAAAAUAUUAACCAAAGUGACAUAACUGAAGAUAUUGGUGAACAUAAUCAAAGCCUAAAAAAUGAGGUGAAUUCACAUCAAAUAUUCCUUUCAAAUAUUAAAAUUGGAGUUUCAAGCCACAAGUGCAAGAACAUGCAGUUGUGGAAGAUUUUCAAUAUUUAAUGUUUAAUUCACCAUGCUGAAAUAAAUAACUGGAAAUAAAAAUGCAAUUCUCAUAGAGCAUAGUUUUUAAUUAUUUUCAAAGUAAAUUUCUGCUUCCUGUUGAGCCUUAUAAUUAAAUUUGAAUUCGAAUCUGCAUGCGAACCAUGAAAUAUCGAGAUAAACUAGGAGUGGAACCAUUAUAAUUCACUUGUAGUCAAAGGUUGAUAGACACGCCUUAGUUACAUGCAUAACACCCAUGUAUUCCAAUUACCUCAGCCAUUUAGGUUGUUUCAUGAUUCUCUUGUUUUAAACUCCCUAUGUUGCUGUGGAAUUUGAAUUUUCUCUGUUUGUGCUAUAUUGGUCUUCGAAGCAUGCUGGUAAUACUGUCUGCUUGGUGGUCAGAUGGAAUGCGUUGAGUACUUGUUUAGGUGUAAGAUAUGACAUGAGAAAGCAAUCUUACAUCUCUUCAACCUACCUCAGCACAUAUUGGCAACUGGUGGAAAAUAUGCUUGAAGAGAUGUGUGUAUAGUCUUGCCGCUGACUGGAUAGCAUGCACCAAAAAAGCUUUUCACUGUACCUUGGAAAAGGUGACAAUGAAAUUAACCUAAACUAAUCUAACCUUUCAAGCUUUCUUUGUGAUUUAAUUAGCAAGGUCCAAUGCCAACAUUACCUUUAUCUGAUAUUCAGGAACCAAACAAUUCCAAAUUUCUAACAUAUCAAAGGAAAUAAUUCUAUAUGAUUUUUAAACAAUAUUUCCUAUUUUGAAAUGUAUCAAAUCCAAUGUAAUAUUUUAGGGCCAUCCAGUGUAACUUCAUUCUGAACCAUGCCCUCUUCUUUGUGCAGUGAACAUAAUGUAUUUUGGGAUAAUAUUUGUACAUAUUUUUGUAUCUUUUUUGCAAAUUGUAAUAUGCCCUUAAGUGUAAAACACAUAACUGACUUCUGAUUUUGGCCUGUAUAAAAGAAAGCUGCUUUAAAAUAAAAGCUUUUUAUGGUAGUGUGUUUUUUAAUAUAUCUCAAUCAAGUAAAGUAUUAUUUUCAAUUGUU